GUAUAUUUACGUCACUCUUCCUUUCUAUCCCUGUUCAUUCCUGAACUGUGAUAAUGAAUUGGUUUCGAACUUUGGACUGUUCCAAAUAAAUAAAAGCCAAGGAACAGGAAGUAACUUAAUAUAAAAAAAAAAAAAAAAUAAAAGCCAAUUUAUAUAAAGAAAAAACGAAAGAAAUAUUUACUGUCUUUUUUUAGUAACAUUGUUUAAAGACUAUUAUUGUAUAAAACAUGGCGACGGUAGAGAAGUUAUCCACUGAAAGAAAGGCAAACCCCGCCAAGUCUUUUAUAACUGGUGGCUUUGGCGGAAUUUGUAAUGUUUUGUCGGGCCAUCCCUUAGACACAAUCAAGGUACGUUUGCAGACUAUGCCACGACCGGCUCCUGGAGAACAGCCCAUGUACAAAGGUACCUUCGACUGUGCUGCAAAGACUAUUAAAAAUGAAGGAGUGCGUGGCUUAUACAAAGGAAUGUCUGCACCUUUAACGGGUGUAGCACCAAUAUUUGCAAUGUGCUUUGCUGGCUACGCACUAGGUAAACGACUUCAGCAACGAGGCGAGGAUGCCAAACUCACGUAUCCUCAAAUUUUUGUCGCGGGCUCAUUCUCUGGACUCUUUUCUACUCUCAUCAUGGCUCCUGGGGAGCGUAUAAAAGUGCUUUUGCAAACUCAGCAGGGACAAGGAGGUCAGCGCAAAUAUAACGGAAUGAUCGACUGUGCCGUAAAGUUAUAUAAAGAGGGAGGCAUUCGUAGCGUUUUUAAAGGAAGCUGCGCUACAAUGCUUAGAGAUUUACCUGCAAAUGGUUUAUAUUUUCUGGUAUAUGAAUAUAUACAAGAUUUAGCAAAAGCUAAAUCUGAAACUAGCCAAAUUAAUACAGGAUCAACUAUAUUUGCGGGUGGAGCUGCUGGAAUGGCGUAUUGGGUUAUAGGAAUGCCAGCCGAUGUAUUAAAAAGUCGACUACAAUCGGCCCCUGAAGGAACUUACAGACUGGGAGUCCGUAGCGUUUUCAAGGAGUUAAUUGUGAAGGAUGGACCAAUAGCUUUAUAUCGCGGUGUAACACCUAUAAUGAUUCGCGCAUUUCCAGCAAAUGCUGCCUGUUUUUUUGGCAUUGAGCUAGCUAACAAUUUCUUUAAUAUUGUGGCUCCAGAAUUUUAAAAGAAAAUUGCUUAUUUUGUGAAUUUAAAAGGUGUCUUUUUAUGUGAUAAAGUAAAUUUAAAUAUCGAUAUAUUUCAAAAUAUAUUUUGCAUAUAUAGUGUA
This is a messenger RNA of Drosophila bipectinata, 1250 nucleotides long. It is a transcript of the gene colt, whose product is annotated as carnitine/acylcarnitine carrier protein colt, mitochondrial. Lineage: Eukaryota; Metazoa; Arthropoda; Insecta; Diptera; Drosophilidae. Gene Ontology annotation, cellular component: mitochondrial envelope. Gene Ontology annotation, molecular function: O-acyl-L-carnitine transmembrane transporter activity. Gene Ontology annotation, biological process: carnitine transmembrane transport; mitochondrial transport. The record is from RefSeq and is a predicted model, not a curated record.